Molecule: messenger RNA, 915 nt
Organism: Choloepus didactylus (southern two-toed sloth)
Lineage: Eukaryota; Metazoa; Chordata; Mammalia; Pilosa; Megalonychidae
Product: olfactory receptor 4C11-like
Exons: 1
Coding region: 1-915 (304 amino acids)
Biological process (GO): G protein-coupled receptor signaling pathway
Cellular component (GO): membrane
Molecular function (GO): G protein-coupled receptor activity; olfactory receptor activity
Source: RefSeq, a predicted model, not a curated record
AUGGACCUGAAUAGCACUGUGUAUGAGUUCAUUCUGUUAGGGUUCACACAGAAUGCCCUAAAGGAGGAAAUAGUGUUUGUGGUCUUCCUGUUUAUCUACCUUGCAACUCUGCUGGCAAAUUUAUUUAUUGUGAUGACCAUCAGAUACAGUCAGAUGCUUGGGAGCCCCAUGUACUUCUUUCUUUUCUACUUAUCCUUUGCUGAUGCCUGUUUCUCCACAACCACAGCACCCAGAAUGAUUAGAGAUGCUGUAUCUGAGAAGAAAGUGAUCUCCUACAAUGAAUGCAAGACCCAGAUCUUUGAAUUUCACUUCUUUGGGUGUAUGGAGACCUUGAUGCUCAUUCUCAUGUCCUUUGAUUGCAAUGUGGCCAUUUGUAAGCCCCUGAGAUACACAACCAUCAUGAACAGACAUGUCUGUGGUAUGUUGCUGAAUCUGGCCUGGGGAGCAUCUUGUAUCCAUUCCUCAGCACAGAUUAUUUUAGCUUUGAAAUUACCCUUCUGUGGACCUAAUAUUAUUGAUCUCUACUUCUGUGAUCUGCAGGCUCUGUUGAAACUUGCCUGCAUGGACAUUCAUGUCAUAAAUCUACUUAUAGUCUUUAAUAGUGGGGCCAUAUGCAUGGUGAGUUUUAUAAUCCUGAUCAUCUCCUAUAUUUUUAUCUUACAUGAUCUGAGUAACCAGAGUGCAGAAGGAAGAAGGAAAGCCCUCUCCACCUGCACCUCCCACAUAACUGUGGUCACCUUGUUCUUUGUUCCAUGUUCAUUCACAUACAUUCGCCCUCCAACCACAUUUCCCAUGGACAAAUGGAUGGCAUUGUUUUGCACUAUUUGUACUCUCUUGCUCAAUCCUUUGAUUUGCACCCUGACAAAUGCAGAAGUUAAAAAUGCCAUGAGAAAGUUAUGGUGCAGCAAAAUGUGA